UUAGUAUCAAUUUUUCAACUGGGCUUUAAGAACCAACCGAAGGAGCCGAAUUGUUUUUGUUUGUGUUAUAGAAAAAAAAAAGGAUAAAAUGCAAUCACAGGUUACAAAUUAUACAAAAACAGAAAAAUACAUGACACAUCCGUAUCCCUGUGACAGAACUUCGACUCCGAAACUAAAACGAAAAAACCCAUCCCAAAAUGGCGAUAAACAAUACGAAAAAUUCUACAUUCACCUCAUCGAACCGGCGGUACCUCAAAAAUUAUCACUGAAAGGCUCGUUGAACUCCAAAACGGAUUUAAUUUCAGGACAUUUAGUAUUUAACGUGAAAAACAAAGAUUUAAAUGGGAAUAUAUUUUCGGCAAGAAGAAUUAAAAUUACCCAAAACGUUGAUUUGUAUGAGGAAAAUAUAACUAUGGACGUACAGUUUUUGGAAGAGUUGAAAAAUUUACCGGAAGAAGAGGUGAAGAAACAGGCGAAAUUUGCGCGAAUGUUAAGAAAAAUGUUGGUUGAAAGUAAACUCAAAUGGUUGAGGAAUGUUGGGUUUUUACGAAAAAAGAAAAUGGAAAAUUUUGGAACAUACGGCCAAAAUAUUGAAGUGUACUAAAUAUAUUUUAUUGUAUUGUUUUAUUGAAUUUUGACAGGUCCUGCAGUGCGGGACACUGUUUUUUAAUUUAUUUUUUUAUUAAUUGUUAUAAUUGACUUUAUUGUAUUUACGAUGUAAAAAACAAUAUAUUUACAACUAUUUAAUGUAUUUAUUUAAAUUAUGAUAGACUGUUUUUAUUAAUAAAUAAAUUGUUAUGUAGACAGAAAUUCUUGUAAGAAUAAAUAUUUUAUUGUUUA
This is a messenger RNA of Psylliodes chrysocephalus, 840 nucleotides long. Lineage: Eukaryota; Metazoa; Arthropoda; Insecta; Coleoptera; Chrysomelidae. The record is from the annotation of a GenBank genome assembly.